Molecule: messenger RNA, 2297 nt
Organism: Rhea pennata
Lineage: Eukaryota; Metazoa; Chordata; Aves; Rheiformes; Rheidae
Gene: ANKLE1
Product: ankyrin repeat and LEM domain containing 1
Exons: 8
Coding region: 92-2032 (646 amino acids)
Biological process (GO): resolution of meiotic recombination intermediates; double-strand break repair via homologous recombination
Cellular component (GO): cytoplasm; nucleoplasm
Molecular function (GO): DNA endonuclease activity; protein binding
Source: RefSeq, a predicted model, not a curated record
CAGGCUUUGCCCUGGGGAGAGCGUUGCAUUUAUUGCACGGGGCGGGGGGAGGUGCUUUGGGGUACCAGCCCCCCCUCGUCACCCUUGGGGCAUGGGGUGGGCACAGCGUGUGCUGCAGGUCUCCUCGCACCCGAUGGGGUCCCGCCGUCCCAUGCAGAGGGGCAAUAUCUGGGUGGGAGCCGUGUGCGGGGUGGAGGCAGCCGGGGGCCGCGGGCUGGCCGACCCCUGCCCAACCUCCCGGCGCCGGUGCCGCCGCAGGCUGGUGGAGGCCCUGCUGGAGCGGGGGGCCGAUCCCAACCUCGUCCUCCCAGAGGGGGUCACCGCUGUCCACCUGGCCGCCAGCAAGGAGCGGGAGGGUGGCGUGCGCUGCUUGGGGCUGAUCCUGCACCACGGCGGGGACCCCAAUGCCAGGGCCGCCGAGGGGCUCACGCCGCUGCACGUCGCCGCGUCCUGGGGAUGCAGCCGGGGCCUCGAGCUCCUGCUGAAGGAAGGAGGAGACCCGGAGCUGCGUGACCAGGAGGGAAAGCGAGCCAUCGACCUGGCGCUGGAGCAGGGCAACCGCGCGUGCGUGCAGGUGCUGCGGGACUGGCAUCACGGCGCCUGCCGCUGGCCCCCCGAUGCCCCCACGGACCUGCGGCGGCCCCGGCGCUCCCUGUCCUUCCUCACCGAGGACCGCACCGAGGGCAGCGUCUGCUCGAGGCUCUCCGAGGACGGCUCCGAGCUCGGGCCCCCGAGCGGCACCCGGCUGGGCGAGCCGGAGGCCGGGCUGGCUCAUGGCUGCGCUCCGCGGCCCCUCGCCUGCAGCACGCUGCUGCAUGCGGGGGGCAGCCCGGGGGGCGGCAGCUCCGAGGACGAGCCCUUCGUCAGCGCCGCCGAGACGCUGGAGCCCCCCGAGGCGGGGGGCAGCCCGGGGGCCGCGGCGCUGCCGGCCCUGCUGCAGGCUUGCAGCCUCGGGGGCUCGAGCCCCCCGGGGCCGGAGCCUCCCCGGCUCCACCACGUCACCCCCAGGACCAAGAGCCGCCUGGAGGCCUCGGCGGCCCGGCUCGGCACCGCCUCUGCCGCCUCCUCCUCCUCCUCGCUCUUCAGCGCGACGCUGGAGAUGCCCCAACGUCCCCCGCGGCACAGGGCUCCCGCCGCCCCCCCGGGGCAGCGUGGCACCCUCGAGGACGGGGACACAUCCGACCCAGACCCGGAGGACACGGGAUCUCUGGAUGCCACGGUGCUGCUGCCCGGCACCUCCGUCGGCUCCGGCGCUGCCGAGCCGCCGCAGCCCCUCUCGGACACGGUGCUGCUGCGGGAGCUGCGCCGGCUGGGCGCCGACCCGGGGCCCGUCACUGCCCUGACGCGGCCGGUCUACGCGCAGCGGCUGGCGGCGCUGAGCGCCGAGGCGGCCGGCAGCCCGACGGGCCACAGCCCCGAGCUCGCGGCGGCGCUGGAGACCUGCCGCAUCCCCGACUGCGCCGACGAGGAGCUGGCCCUGGCCCGGCAGUUCGGCCGCCCCGACGGCGGCCGGCGCUGGCGGGGGGGCACGUGCAAGUCCAGCUUCAACUACCUCCUCCUGGACCCCAGGGCCACCCGGGACCUGCCGCUCCGCUCCCCCCGCCUGAGCCCCGCCGAGCGCUUCAGGACCUUCGUGCGGGCCAUCUUCUACGUGGGCAAGGGGACGCGCGCCCGGCCCUACCGCCACCUCUGCGAGGCGCUGAGCCGUUCCCGGGCCGGGCCCACGGAGGCCUGCCCCAAGGUGCGGCGCAUCCUGGAGAUCUGGGCGAGCGGGCUGGGCGUCAUCUCGGUGCACUGCUUCCAGAGCGCCGUCCCCGCGGAGGCCUACACGCGGGAGGCCUGCCUCGUGGAGGCCAUCGGGCUGCGGAUGCUCACCAACCAGAAGAAGGGGAACUGCUACGGCGUGGCGGCGAGCUGGUCCCCGAGGCGCCGCCGGCGCCUGGGCGUCCACAUGCUGCACCGCGCCAUGCAGAUCUUCCUGGCCGAGGGGGAACGGCAGCUCCGGCCGGCGGACGUCCCGGCCGGGCGCUGAGCGCCGCCGCGGGCAGGCGCCGCUCGGGAGCUCCGAGGCGCCGGGGCUGGCGGAGGCGCCGAGCCCGCUCGCGGGCUGCUUUGCCCUGGGCCUGGGGGCUCGAGCGGCUCCGCGGUGCCUCUGCCCCCUCCGGGCGAGGCAGACGGGGAGCUGGGGCUGGGGGCGGCUCUCCCGCGCUGUCCGAGGGCCUGGGGUAGCACUGCUCCCCUCUGGCCUGCAGAUUUUAUGUCACAAAUGUUUGCUAGAGGUUUUUCUAUUUUUCUAC